AUGUGGGUAGUUUUGGCACCUAGACCGCGAGCAUAUCACGUUUGCCAACUUCAAAUCGUGUGUGUUUCCGUAACCUCACGUGUCACAAUUCAUCCAGUGUAUUACUUAUGGUUGAAUCAGCAGCAGCCACCUCAAUUAGUUCUAUUCAUGAUACGGUAUUGCAACAUGAUGACAGCGCCAACACUGAUAUGCCUAUAUUUGAUCGUCAGUGGAGGACUAGAUUUUUCAUGCCAGAUCAAAGAAAAACUGGCACUCAACCCAAUUCCGAUUUAUGGUGAAUUCAUUCAUGCUCGUACAUUUGGUCUUACUUAUACUGCUGCUGACAAGCAUCAACUUGGAACAAGACUAGUCUUCAUUGCGCUGCAUGAAAUUGCUGUCUACCCGAAAGAUGUGAUGGCACAUUAUGUUUUGAAUGGCAUGCAAUGA
This is a messenger RNA of Plasmopara halstedii, 426 nucleotides long. RefSeq lists its product as uncharacterized. NCBI's taxonomy places the organism in Eukaryota, Oomycota, Peronosporomycetes, Peronosporales, Peronosporaceae. The record is from RefSeq and is a predicted model, not a curated record. The transcript has 2 exons. The coding region runs from base 1 to 426 and encodes 141 amino acids.